Penicillium canescens is the source of this 1938-nucleotide messenger RNA. Its product is annotated as GMC family oxidoreductase. The record is from RefSeq and is a predicted model, not a curated record. NCBI's taxonomy places the organism in Eukaryota, Fungi, Ascomycota, Eurotiomycetes, Eurotiales, Aspergillaceae. Bases 1 to 1938 code for a protein of 645 amino acids. The transcript has a single exon. Gene Ontology annotation, molecular function: flavin adenine dinucleotide binding; oxidoreductase activity, acting on CH-OH group of donors.
AUGAUUCUUUCCCAUUUGUUCGGCCUGCUGGUCGCCACGGCCGGCGUGGCCACGGCCGUCAACAUCACCGGCUAUGAGUAUGUCGUUGUUGGAUCCGGUGCUGGUGGUGGUCCUCUGGCUGCCCGCCUCGCCUUGGCUGGUCACAAGACCCUUCUUCUUGAGGCUGGUGAUGAUCAGGGUGAAAAUUACAAUUAUACUAUCCCUGCUUACUCGGCCAGAGCCUCCGAGGACGAGAAGCUUUCCUGGAACUUCUUCGUCCAUCACUACGAAGAUGAAGAGCGCCAGGCUCGCGAUUGGAAAACGAGCUACGAAACACCUGAUGGCGAGUUAUACACUGGCCUGAGUCCUCCAGAGAACUCGACCAUGAAGGGAACCCUCUAUCCUCGGACGGGUACUCUCGGUGGAUGCACUGCGCAUAACGCCUUGAUUGCAGUCUAUCCCCACCAGUCUGACUUCGAAUUCAUCUCGACCCUUACCGGCGAUAGCUCUUGGGCACCUGACAACAUGCGCAAGUACUUCACCAAGAUGGAAAAGAACGGUUACUUGCUUCCUGGAGCUAAGGGUCACGGCUACGAGGGCUGGCUGUCGACCGAGACGGCACCCCUUAGCAUUGUCUUGGAGGACCCCCAGCUCUUGAGCAUGCUCACCGGCGGUGCUUUUGCCCUCGGUAACCUCACCGAUAACAUCAUGAAUAUUGGCACUCUGUUGGCUGGCGACGCCAAUGCUGAUGCUAAAACCCGUGACACCGAGCCUGGCUACUAUCAAAUUCCUAUCGCAACUGAUGAUGCCCACCGCAAUGGUCCCCGCGAAUUCAUUAUCGCUGUUCGGGAUGCCAAAAAUGACGAUGGCUCCAAAAAGUACCCUCUAGAUGUCCGCAUGAACACCCACGUCACCAAGGUGACCUUCGAUGAGAGCACCCCGCCCCGUGCCACCGGUGUCGAGUUCCUCGAUGGCGAGCACCUCUACAGGGCCAGCCCGAUGUCGAAGUCGGCUCUCGCCGGUAUCCCCGGUUCCGCCAGUGCUUCUCGUGAGGUUAUUGUUGCCGGUGGAGUGUACAACUCUCCCCAGAUCCUCAAAUUGAGUGGUAUCGGUCCCGCCGAUGAGCUCAAGAAGUUUGGUAUCAAAGUCAUCAAGGAUCUCCCCGGUGUCGGCACCAACCUUCAGGACCACUACGAGAUCUCAGUGCAGGGCAAGAUCGAGGAGGACUUCUCCUGCCUAGACAAAUGCACCUUCAGCAUUCGCGACCAGGAAGACCCUUGCAUCAACCGCUGGGAGACUCCCAUUCUCGGUGACCGCGGUAUCUACUCAUCCCCCGGUCUCGCCGCCACCAUGCUCUACAAGAGUACCACAACCGACGAUAACUUUGACAUCUUCUGCUUCGGAGGACCCGUCAACUUCCGCGGCUACUUCCCCGACUACAGCAUUAACGCCACAGACGAACACAACUGGUUCACCUGGGCCAUCCUCAAAGCUCACCCGCGCAACACUGCCGGCACUGUUGCCCUGCAGUCCGCCGAUCCCCUGGACAUGCCCAAGAUCACCUUCAACUACUUCGAUACCGGCGUCGGCGACUACGCGGCCGAUCUCACUGCUCUCUACGACGCCGUCGAGCUCGCCCGUGACGCAUUCAAGCGCCAGCUCGUCAACAUCACGGAAGUUCUUCCCGGUGCCGACGUCCAAUCCAAGGAGGAUAUUGAGCAAUACGUCAAGGAUGGCGCUUGGGGUCACCAUGCCUCUUGCACUUGCCCUAUUGGUGCUGAUGAUGACCCUAUGGCUGUGUUGGACUCCAAAUUCCGUGUCCGUGGUGUCUCCGGUCUCCGUGUCGUUGAUGCUUCCGUUUACCCCAAGAUUCCGGGUACUUUCACGGCUGUGUCUACCUACAUGGUUGCCGAGAAGGCUGCUGAUGAGAUUCUCAGUGAGCUUAAUGCCAGCUCUUGA